Paraglomus brasilianum is the source of this 378-nucleotide messenger RNA. Lineage: Eukaryota; Fungi; Glomeromycota; Glomeromycetes; Paraglomerales; Paraglomeraceae. The record is from the annotation of a GenBank genome assembly.
AUGUAUAACAACGAGCUUCCUGUCAAGAGAAACCGCACGCAAUUAGCGACUAACCUGGAAAAAAUAAACAAUUGGGUAGAGUAUGUCGACGAUACCCUUAAUUUUCCGGUAGUCCAUGCCUCCUCGUUCUCACAAUUUGUUGGGCGGUUCUUUUUCCCAGACACUCCGCCAGAUGAGAAAAUAAACGACUUACAAUCGUAUGGAUUUAAACUGAGCGAUGACACAAUUGGAGACUUUCUGAUGACAUUUGAGCAUAAGUUAAGAGAUAUAAAAGAUGACGCGUUUGCCUUACUUUCCAAUGCAUUAUCGUCUCAGUUUCAAUACACUACCAAGCGGUUUGUGCAGUACCAUACCGCCGAGCUGGUUUUAUUCGGAUAA